CAAGGAUCGGCGCGUAUUUAAGUAAUCGCACGGGGCCAAACGGAGCCUCCACGAUCUUGAAUCUGAACCACAUCAUGAGCGGAAUUCCUGCCACCCAAUACUCGUCAUGGAAGAAACUCCAGAGCGUCUACAAUGAUGAAAAGUCGCGUCUUGUUCUGCGCGACUUGUUCGCCCAGGAUCCUGAGCGAUUCUCUCACUUCUCUAAGGAGUACAAAUCCAAAUCUGGCCCCGAUGUCACUUUCCUCCUCGACUACUCCAAGAAUCUGGUCACGCAGCCCAUCAUCGAUGAUCUACUCGCCCUCGUUCGCGAGGCCCAAGUCGAGAGCUUCCGUGACAAGAUGUUUGCUGGUGAGCACAUCAACACCUCGGAGGACCGCGCUGUCCUCCACGUCGCAUUGCGGAAUUUCGACGAAUUCAAAAUCUCCGAGGCUGGUGUCAGCGAAGUUUCUGGCGUGCUUGAGCACAUGAAGACGUUUUCGAAUGCGAUCCGGAGCGGCGAGUGGAAGGGCUACACCGGGAAGGCUAUCGAUACGAUCGUUAACAUCGGUAUCGGUGGCUCCGAUCUCGGCCCGGUCAUGGUCACUGAGGCCCUCAAGGCGUAUUCGAAACGGGAUUUGACGGCGCACUUUGUAUCGAACAUCGAUGGCACGCAUAUCGCCGAGACUGUCCGAUUGUGCAACCCCGAAACGACCCUAUUCAUCAUCGCAAGCAAGACGUUCACGACACAGGAGACGAUUACAAAUGCCGAGACUGCCCGAGAAUGGUUCCUGCAGACUGCUGGCGACAAAGCCCAUGUGGCUAAGCACUUUGUUGCGCUUAGCACCAACACUCCUGCUGUCACUGCAUUUGGUAUCUCCGAGGCGAACAUGUUCCAGUUCUGGGACUGGGUCGGUGGGCGAUACAGUCUGUGGAGCGCCAUUGGGCUUUCCAUCGCCCUGGUCAUCGGUUACGAAAACUUCGAGGAGCUGCUCAAGGGCGCUCACAGUAUGGAUCAGCAUUUCUUGAGUACUCCCCUCGAAGACAACUUGCCCGUGAUCAUGGCCAUCCUCGGGAUCUGGUACAACGACUUUUACGGCGCCCAGACACAUGCUCUUCUCCCCUACGAUCAGUACCUACACAAAUUCGCAGACUACUUCCAGCAGGGUGACAUGGAGUCCAACGGCAAAUCUGUGACCAAGGGCGGCCAGCGUGUGGACUACCAGACGGGUCCCAUCCUGUGGGGAGCAGCUGGUACCAACGGCCAGCAUUCGUUCUAUCAGUUGGUGCACCAGGGCACCAAGCUCAUCCCCGCCGAUUUCCUUGCUCCGGCGACGACACAAAACCCCAUCGGACAUUCCAAACACCACCGCAUUCUCCUGUCCAACUUCUUUGCCCAGCCGGAGGCUCUGGCUUUCGGCAAGACGGAGGAAGAGGUCCGAAAGGAGCUCGGCCCCGGACACACCGAGGCGUUGUACAAGAGCAAGGUCUUCGAGGGCAACAAGCCGAGCAACAGCUUAAUGUUCCCCAAACUGACCCCUGCGACGCUUGGUGCGUUGAUUGCCCUAUACGAGCACAAGAUUUUUGUGCAGGGUGUGGUUUGGGGCAUCAACUCCUUCGAUCAAAUGGGUGUCGAAUUGGGCAAGGUGCUCGCGAAGAACAUCCUCAAGCAGCUCAACACCCCCGCCGAUGUCACAGGCCACGAUAGUUCGACAACCGGGCUUAUCCACUACUAUCAGAAACACCGUGUCGAAUGAAGUAGGAAGUAAGAAAACAUAAUUGUAGAAAUUGUAACUUGUCCCGAACCACCACGAUGCUCGAGAUCGGUGCUCAGUGUUCAUCGCCGUUGUGUGAUCAAAUAGACUUUUUGCCCAUUCUUUGCUUCUGUGGCCAGUAUUUCUGUCGCGCACACAGUCCCGCCGAUGUGCACAACUGCAGCUACACCCGAACGGAUACCACGACGAGCCCAUCGCCCAACCAGGUCUCUCUUCGACGAUGUGCAGCCCGUGACUGCGGCAAGCCAAGUCUCGAGGGCUUCAUCGGCGACCAGAGCAGCACACUAGGAAGGACGCCUGCAGUAUGUCCCCAAUGCCAGGAGUCGUUCUGUGCCGUGCACCGACAUCCCAAGUCGCAUUCCUGCCAACUGACUCUGGCAGCCGGUGUUGGCCCAAAGCCAAAGAACGAGGCCGCGCGUGCGCUGCUCGCCAAGCACUUUGGCGCGUCCAAAGGCAAAUUGACAACUGGAACGCCUGCAGCGCGAAGCGCAGCGAUGUCGGAUCCGGCUAAGAGGUUGCUACUCAUGCGACAUAAAGCCAUUCCUGUCAAUCCCAAGGACAAGACGGCCGGCAUCCCGCAGAGCGACCGCGUUCACUUCAAAGUCAUGGGGUCAGAGAAAAUGUUUUGGGCAAGGAAGACAAUAGGGACUGGCCGUGUUUUAGAUCUGCUUGCGCCGCAAGUGGGCCAGUCGUCGACAGCGCCCUUGGGAAUGUACAAGGAAGACAUUCAAUGCCGCAACGACCGAGACAUCGGGGAGGAGGUGGAAGAUGGAUCCACGGUGACGCUGAGAUAA
Messenger RNA from Mycena citricolor, 2545 nucleotides. Lineage: Eukaryota; Fungi; Basidiomycota; Agaricomycetes; Agaricales; Mycenaceae. The record is from the annotation of a GenBank genome assembly.